Messenger RNA from Daucus carota subsp. sativus, 1169 nucleotides. Its product is annotated as sec-independent protein translocase protein TATB, chloroplastic. Gene Ontology annotation, biological process: protein transport. The coding region runs from base 117 to 881 and encodes 254 amino acids. The transcript has 6 exons. The record is from RefSeq and is a predicted model, not a curated record. NCBI's taxonomy places the organism in Eukaryota, Viridiplantae, Streptophyta, Magnoliopsida, Apiales, Apiaceae.
AACAAAAUUUGAGGAAUUUUUUUCAAAGAUGAUAAGCCAGACGGCGGUUCUGAAUAUAAACCUCUACAUCUCUGCAAAACCCGCGGUAAUGAUUUCACAUAUCUAAGCCAGGACAAAUGAGCACCGCAGCUAUGCUUUCUACCCAGAUUUGUCGCUCAUCCUAUGUCAAAACCCCCACUUUAUGCACACUCUCUACUUCUUCAUAUUCUAUCUCCACCACCACAAACAUUAACUUCUCAUGGAUUCACCAACUGGGUCCCACUUCUUUCUCUCAGUGGAGUUGUUUGAGGCCUUUGGGUACCUCAAUCUCACAACUUCGUUUUGUAAAUGCAGAAAAGAGAAGAAAAUUUAAAAGAAAGGGUGUGUAUGCAUCUUUGUUUGGAGUUGGAGCUCCUGAAGCUCUGGUUAUUGGAGUUGUGGCUUUGUUGGUUUUUGGUCCGAAAGGUCUUGCUGAGGCUGCUCGAACACUAGGAAAAACAGUACGAGCAUUUCAGCCUACAAUUAAGGAACUUCAGGAUGUUUCAAGGGAGUUCAAGAGCACACUUGAAGCUGAAAUUGGUCUUGACGAUAUUCGGAAUCCAAUCCAGAGUACAACCAACGUAAAGACAAAUCCUUUGGAGAAAAUCACUGCAGAGGAUUCUCAGAUGAAGGUUGACCCUAUGACAGAUGGUUCUCCAUCUACGAAGAAAGCAUACUCCAGUGAGGACCUGCUGAAAAUCACGGAAGAGCAGCUAAAAGCAGCUGCCACUGUGGAGCAGAAACAAAUAAUUGCACCUGGAGAAGACCAGUCUGAAGCCCAAACUCGGCCUCAAGAUACUGUUCAAGAAGAUGCAACAGAGGGGCCUCCAUCUCUGCCCCAGGAGUCCAAAAGUGAAACAUGAUACAGCAUGAGAAGAAGGAUAUUUCCCAAUAAGGUAGCAAAGUUUGCAUCACAUUUUGAAUUAUAAGUUCGUAUGAUCUAUCAUUGCAAAAGUGAUAUGUAUUUAGGAGUUGUCUAUUCUGUAACCUUGUCAAUGUAGUUUGAUGUGUUGUGUUCGUUUUAAGGGUCAUAGAACAGAUAUGCUUUGCGUUGGUAACUUACUCUGAUGUCUGCUUCUUAUAUAUACCUGAAGGCAACUAUUGUUACCCUUAAAUCUUAAUAUUAUUAAUUCCAGGGGGUUAAAUAUUUA